UUUCUGACAAGAACUGUCCUCAGUAUCUGGAUAAACCGUUAGCUGUUGUGACAAUUCCAACACAGAAUAAACCAGAUGACCAAGAGUUCAGCAGAGGCAUUGUAAGGUGCUGUAUUCAGGCUAGUCAUUUCACAACGGACACAGUAGAAUUGAAAGAGUUGCAGAGAAAAGCUAGAAGGAAAGCUAAAGCAUUAAAGCUGGGUCCAGAAGCAUUCAAAUUUGAUGGUGGCGUAGAGGCGGUGGCAGUGCGGCAAAAUGAGAAGUAUUACAUCCUCAGACCAGAGGUGAUUGAGACCUACUGGUAUAUGUGGAGAUUCACCCAUGAUCCCAAGUACAGGCAGUGGGGCUGGGAGGCAACACAGGCAAUUGACAAGUAUUGCCGAGUCAGUGGUGGCUUUUCUGGUGUCAAAGAUGUCUAUUCCUCAUCUCCUACAUAUGAUGACGUACAGCAGAGCUUUUUCCUUGCUGAAACUUUGAAGUAUUUGUAUCUGCUUUUCUCCAAUGAUGACCUUCUACCAUUAGACAACUGGGUUUUUAACACAGAAGCUCAUCCUCUGCCUGUUCUACAUUUAGCCAAUACUACACUGUCAGGAAAUCCUGCAUAUCGAUAAAAACAGCUCUGUGAAGAGAAAGAGAGACUGUUUUCAGCUCUGUUUUGUUUACAUGGACCACUUCAGACUUUAAGCAGGAGAGGAGACAGACACUUGAUAAAACUGGACCUCUGAGUCAAGCAAGUACCGUUGUGAGAAACAAAGCUCUUCAAUACAGAGAUAAGUUAAAACUGAAAAACAAGUUCUGUUUUAUACAUGACCAAAACAUGUUAGUGUGGUAUUUGCAGGACAGAGACUUCAUGAUAUUUUGAACCCUAACAAGACAUGGAAUCUGCUGUUCAAUAUAAACACAGCAGCAUAAGGAAGAAGAGGCUUUCCCAUCCAGGGAGAGGAACUUGCUGCUGGUGCUGUUGACUGUUGCAAGGAGCAACACACCAGUCACCUCUUCAGAUCGGGUGGGUUCCAAAUACCUAGAUUUUAUUUUUCUUUUUUUUUGUUUGUUUUGUUUGUUUGACAAUGGCACGAACAAAGCAACAACAAAAAGCAACAUCACUGUACCAGCAGCAUCAGGAUUUGAAUUUUUUUCUGUACCU
This is a messenger RNA of Pterocles gutturalis (yellow-throated sandgrouse), 1144 nucleotides long. RefSeq names its product mannosyl-oligosaccharide 1,2-alpha-mannosidase IB-like. Gene Ontology annotation, molecular function: calcium ion binding; mannosyl-oligosaccharide 1,2-alpha-mannosidase activity. The transcript has 5 exons. The record is from RefSeq and is a predicted model, not a curated record. The annotation marks the transcript as partial. Gene Ontology annotation, biological process: N-glycan processing; carbohydrate metabolic process. Gene Ontology annotation, cellular component: extracellular exosome; endoplasmic reticulum; Golgi membrane. NCBI's taxonomy places the organism in Eukaryota, Metazoa, Chordata, Aves, Pterocliformes, Pteroclidae.